CGUAGAACGAUUUGAAAGUGACCUUCAGGCUAUCUACUUGUAGAUGUUAGAAAUACCCGGGUCGGCCAAUUGUCUUUAAAAAAAUAAGUGAACACGGGUUUUCCUCGUAUAUAAUGUGGCAAGAAAUAUCACAAAAUUUGUGUAGAAAUGUGUCGGAUACUUUUUUAUUGGAAUACAUGCAUAAAUUAUGCGGUGGCAACCCUCACUGUUCUGGCAGCAAAGGAAAUUACGAGAUAGCAAACUUCAUAGAAAGGAGCUGGAAAGAAUGGGGUUGGCCUAUUGUCGACAGACAAGAAUUUUAUGUUACUCUUCCUUUGGGCCCUCCUGAGAAUGGUCCAUGGAAUGAGGUUCUUCUAACCAACUUGGAUGGCACCGAAGUCAUACACAGAGCUCAAAAUAGCGUUACUGUUCCAUCGAAACCUGAAAUAUGCUCUCAAAAUGUAACUGUUGACAACUCCUGCAGUAACCAAUUACCUGUUUAUCAGGCUUAUUCAUGCUCUGGUGAGUCGUUUGGAUAUUUUGUAUUUGUGAACUAUGCAAGACGUAAGGAUUUGUUGUUGUUUGAUAAAUUGCAAGGCCGAAAGAAGGGUGAACCUAGUCAUAUAUGCAACAAGAAUGUCAUUGUAAUUGCCAGACUGGGCAACGGAACUCGACAAUCCAAGUUAAAAAAUUUAAUGGAACAUUGCACUUGUGGUCAAAACAAUACUUCACUUCCUGACCACCAUCCUGGCGCUCUUAUUCUGUAUCCUGAUCCACAAGAUUUUGCUGUAAAUGAUCUAGUUUAUCCUAGUGGGAAAGGGUUACCAGGGGAUGCUCCUGUAUUUGGUCAUAUGAAUAUGAAAUAUGCUGGCGGUGGUGAUCCGACCUGCGCUGGAUUUCCAUCACUUCCCCAUAUUUAUCGAAUUGACACACUUGUACAAGGUGAUGCCCUUACACAGAUUCCUGUUCAACCUAUUGGCUAUGAUGAUGCCAAAAUAUUUCUAUCGAGCUUAGAGGGACCAACUAUCCCUAAUGAUUGGGAUACUCGUUUGGCGACUCAUUUGGGACCAUCAACUAAAACCUGUUUGAAAGUUGUAGUACAUAAUCAAGUUUCUAAAAACCCAGUAAAGUUAUGUAAUGUAGUGGGUAUAAUGCCGGGUGAAAUGACACCUACUUCAACUGAAUCUGAUCAAUAUGUAAUUAUGGGUAAUCAUCAUGAUGCGUGGGUACAAGGCGCUUGUGAUCCAGGAUCAGGUAUGGUGAUUUUACAAGAAAUCGCUCGAAUUCUUGGCGAGGCUUAUCGUAACGGUUUCAAACCUCGUCGUACGAUAAUUCUUGGUUCUUGGGAUGGAGAGGAAUUUUCUGUCUUGGGUUCAACACAUUUUGUACAUAAAUCUGAAUAUGAACUAUUAUCUAGAUGUGUUGUUUACAUCAAUUCAGAUUGUCCAGUUAAAGGUCAUAAAACUUUUUCAGCUCGAACCGAUAGUUUAUUAAUUGAUAGUCUUAUAAAUGCUGCAAAAUUAGUUCCAGUUGAUCCACCAAUAAAUAUGCAAUCAUUCUAUGACGAAUGGUUAAAUAAUAAAAUUAGUGAUCGUAAUGAACCUGUAAUCACAUCUCUUGGUGGUGGAUCGGAUCAUAUACCUUUUGCCUAUCGUUUAGGGAUUCCAUCAACAUAUCCAGAGUUUCUACCAGACGAUGGCUUAUACAAUACACCAGUUUACCACACUGCUUAUGAUAUUAUUGAUGUUGUAGAAAGAUUUACUGAUCCUGCUUCACCAUUUACAGGUCACUUCCCUCGACAUAGAUUAAUUGCGCGUUUAAUGUUAACGCUUAUUAUACAGUUUGCAUGUGCUCCACGUCUGCCACUUUCGAUAUUGAGAUGUUCACAAUGUUUAUUGGAUGAUUGGUUGAAAUUUAUGGAGUUAGUAACGCAUCAAAUACCUAAUAUUUCAGAAUAUGAUGUGAAUCUAGAUUGGGUUUUGGAAGAAAUCCAGAAGUUCAAGAAGUCAUCUCAAGAUUUUGAAGAUUUUGCAAAUACUAUGGAAAGAAAUUGCACUAGAAUUGGACCGAAACAUAUUUGUUAGCGACUUCAUGGUUGGUGAGUAACCGAAGAACGGUCAAAUUGACUACAAAGCGGCUUCUAUUAGUUUUAUACGACGCAAAAACAAAUAACUGUGAUUUUGCUUACCUGUGUCAUUUAAUUUUACCUUUGAAAAAUCGGAUCUUUCAGGUCGUAGGAUUUUAGUAUCUGUCUGAAUUAGUCUAUACACUAUGUGUUAUUUCUUUUAGCCGCUCACUACAGUUUCAUUAUAACGGGGUGCUUUUAUUAUUAUGAGAUCAUACGAAGAAUAGUCACAUCAAUGAUUGUGGUUAAUAGUUAGAUUUUACCAUAUAAUGUGAUAAACAAUCCAUUGAAAAAAGUCAGUGCACCAUUUCUAAUAAACAGUACAAUUGUUUUCGUUAUUUUUAUCUUGAAUUUUAGUUUUCCCUCCUAUCUCAAUCGUAUACUUGUUGGUGUUUCUAAACAUUUUGUUGCUGCUGGUCAAUGUGAAAAAUCAUCUUUGAAAAAUGUCAUCCAAGGAACUACUGGUUAUAAAUCAGUUUAUUUUCCUCAUGUAAAAUCAUCAUUUAAAAAUCUUAAAAUCUUAUAUGAUAAAUGUAAGACAAAAACUUCAAAUUCAACAGAACUGCACGAUUUCAAACUGGAGCUUUCAAAUGUUUUGAAUUGUUUACAACAAUUAACUAAUUGGCUUCGAAAUAGUUGGAUUGGUUUGACUAAUUCUUCAGUAGUAUUAUAAUAGUUACUUUUCAUAUUCAUUUUUAUAUGGACUUUAGUAAAAGCUAACAUACUUUUCAUGUCAUUUCAUUAGACUUUUAACUAAUAGUGUUUUUUUUUACCUUCAAAAUAUAUUUUGUAGAUGCAAGUGAUUUCUCUUCAAUUUAAAGCAAUGUAUAUUAUGUGAAUUCCAAGGGUAGAGGAAGAGCAAGAUGACGGAACAGUUGUGUGCUUAGUUAUUCCGAAACUAUCUUUCCUCUUUAAUAUUUCUGACUUCAAUGCUUGAACUUUGAUUUUUAUAUGACCAUAGUUAAGUUUGUUGAGGAUUCCACCAAAGGUUGCUAAUUGUCCUUGUUAUAUGUUAGUGUCCUAGUUUAAUAUUAUUAUUCAGUGUUUACUGUCUAUUGGGUAAGAUAAGCGCUUUCCUGAAGGUUGUGCUUCUAGUAUUUCUGUCUAAACCUUUACCAUAUAACUGAACCCAAAUCGGGUCAUAGUUCCUUUUUAGGUUGGAAGUUUUUUGGCUUUUUAUGAUUGGUUCGCAAACAUUUUACAACUUAUUUCUGUAUGAGUUCAGAUCAGUUUAUUUUUCAGGUUUGUCAAGAACUUUUGUAUGAAUCAUGUAAUCGAAUGAAUAAUUUGAGAAAAAUUAGAAGCUCCAAGUAAAGACAAUUAUAUCUGUCUUUGUAUAUACAUAUCAGCUAGACAAGAUCAUUUCGUACUCGAUGCUUCGGUUUACUCUGUGUGUUUAUCGGUUCGCCUCUUUGGAAAUCAAACUCUGGACGCUUGCAGUUAGUUGAUCACUGAGUAGUGACCAGUUUCCUGUAUGUCAAGUCUCUGACUGUGAAGCUGGGUGACACG
Schistosoma bovis is the source of this 3613-nucleotide messenger RNA. The record is from the annotation of a GenBank genome assembly. NCBI's taxonomy places the organism in Eukaryota, Metazoa, Platyhelminthes, Trematoda, Strigeidida, Schistosomatidae.